Folsomia candida is the source of this 1071-nucleotide messenger RNA. RefSeq names its product phospholipase A and acyltransferase 1-like. The transcript has 3 exons. Lineage: Eukaryota; Metazoa; Arthropoda; Collembola; Entomobryomorpha; Isotomidae. Bases 475 to 1071 code for a protein of 198 amino acids. The record is from RefSeq and is a predicted model, not a curated record.
UUUAGAAUAAAUAAAAUAAACUAUAAGCUGGAUUAACUCGAAAUAUAGGAGAAAUCGUAUCGAUUUAUUACUUAAUUCGCAGUGAAUUCGUAUAGAAGUCGCAUUAAAUUCGUGGAGAAGUCGCAUUGAAUUCGUUUAGAAAUCGUUAUGAACUCCUACAUAUUCAUCGAAUUCAAGACGAAAUCGCGAAGACUUACCGGCGAAAUCGAUAUACGAUUCUCCAUCGAUUCUCUGUCGAAUCGGCGGACAUUUCCCUUCGAUAUCUCCUCGAAUUUAUCUCGAAAGUUGGAAAUUCGAGGCGAAUUUGAUAUCGAUAUCAAAGCGAAUGUAAUAUCGAAACAUAAGAGAAUUCAGAGCGAAUUGUUAUCUGGGAGUUUGUUGAAGAGAAUUAUUAAACAUUUCAUCAAAGUCCAAACUUAACAUUAGUGUGACCUACAAAUUCUAAGUAAUUAGUUGCCCACUAAUUAUUCCACCAUGGGUGCCAGCAGCUCAAAAAAUACCUCUUCCCCCACCGACGAGAUCACAAAACCCACCGACUGGGCCACUUUAGACGAACAUUGUUGGAAUUUCGCACAAUUCGAUCUCCUCGAGACGGACGGUGGUUGGUCUGGAAAUCACUGGCUCAUGUACCUCGGCGAAGGAUGGGUCGUCCAUGUCACCUUCUGCGCAAACUACAUGUCCGGAAUUGUACGAAUUCAGCGGGUGAACAACGCUAUAAAGAGGGAGACUAAAAUCCGUGUCAACAAUCACCAAAAAGAGGCGAACACCAAUGGUUACAAAAUGCGUCCUGAAGCCGAAAUUUGGCACGUGAUUCGGCAAGAAUUCCAAAAUCGGGACCCAACUUUGUGGAAAAUCCGGGAAAUGCAAAGAUUUGUCAGGUUCGACUUGAAAAAUGCGAAUUGCGAGCAUUACGCGACAAAGUGGAGGUACGGGACAGGAUUUAGCCUGCAGACAGAGGACUGGGAUCACACGCUUGGAGGGAGGAUUAAGAGCGGACUUGCCGAUUUCGUGUAUGACCACAAAUUCAUUGCAAAGUUGGUUUAUAAAGAAAUUAGUAGUUCGUCCAUGUAA